UUGCUAGCUGGACAUUUUUUUUUUUGGAAGCCAAAUUACUUCCUACACUUGAUCCGUUAAUGACAGCAAUACGCUGACUUUACAAUAUUAACUGCGUUAAAUUUUACCGGGUCAUUACAAGAAGGACGUCAAUUCGAUGAGUUUGGAAUUAAAGUAAUGAAAUGUCAACACGCCCACCAUCCAUGCUCAUUUUAUACAAACAUUAAAUCAUGGAUGUUUGCAACGGGAAAAAGAAGAGAAAGGUAAGCAGAGGCGGCGGCCGUGGUCUGGUGUGCGAGCGAAAUGUGGCCGGAAAGCCGAAACGAGAAGCGGCUAAAGUCCUCCGUUCCCUCACGGUGGAGGACAAUAACAACUACCCGGAGCCCAUGGAGGAAGAGGAGGAGGACGACUGCUUCUCUAUUAGCUUCCUCCGGCCAGGUAGGACAGAGCCUGACAUGCUGGUGCCACUGUCUGUGCCGCCCCGGUACACCCUUAUCCGGGAAGUGGGCCGGGGGAGCUACGGCGUGGUGUACGAGGCCAUCGCCCGGAAAACCGGAGCCAGGUUGGCCGUGAAAAGGCUCCUGUGCGACGCCCCGGAGAACGUCGAGUUGGCUUUGGCCGAGUUCUGGGCCCUGACCAGCCUAGAGAACCGACACCAGAAUGUGGUCCAACUGGAGGAGUGUGUCCUACAAAGGAACGGUUUAGCCCAGAAGAUGAGCCAUGGCAACAAGAGGUCCAAACAAUACCUGAGGCUGGUGGAGACCUCACUGAAAGGAGAACGCAUUGUUGGUCAGCCGUCGGAACCAUGUUACCUCUGGUUUGUCAUGGAGUUUUGUGAAGGCGGAGACCUCAAUCGAUACAUCUUGUCUCGUCGACCCGACCCCCAGACCAACAGGAGUUUUAUGCGCCAGUUGACAAGCGCUGUGGCUUUCCUGCACAGGAACAACAUUGUUCACAGGGACCUGAAGCCAGACAACAUUCUAAUCACACAGAAAUCCGGUGCACCAGUUCUUAAAGUUGCUGACUUUGGCUUGAGUAAAGUUUGCGCUACAAUGAAUUGUAAGAACGCUGAGGAGUUGCCCGCAGCAGGUGUUGGUAACAAUGAGAACAACAUUGUCAACCUUAACAAGUUAUGGUUGUCCUCUGCCUGCGGCUCAGACUUCUACAUGGCCCCCGAGGUGUGGGAGGGCCACUACACGGCUAAGGCGGAUAUCUUCGCCUUAGGCAUCAUCAUCUGGGCAAUGAUCGAGCGGAUCACUUUCAUUGACGCCGAGUCCAAACGGGAGCUGUUGGGCACCUACGUACGCCAAGGCUCGGAGAUUGUGCCCGUCGGCGAGGCGUUGUUGGAGAACCCAAAGAUGGUCCUCCACAUUCCUCAGAGGGCCAGGACCUCCAUGUCAGAAGGGGUGAAGAAACUCCUUCAAGAAAUGCUUGCGUUCAACCCUCAGGAGCGACCCGACGCCUGUCAGCUGGAGGUGCUGAUGAAUCGGGUCACGUGUCCCGCGUGAGCAUCCCAACUUCUCAACCCCUUCCCUUUUUAAGACAAAUUAGUGAAAGAAAGGACUUCUUAUUUUCCAGAUUUUGUUUACCGCAUGGAUGUGGACUCUUGACAAGACAAAGGGAAUCCCAUCAAUUCGAGACUGUGAAGAGCACAAGACUUAAUUUCGUACCAAUGUGAUCGGGUUCCUCGCUUGGGAGCAGCACGCAAACAUCUUUCUUCCAGCACCACCCAAAAUCUUGAAUCUGUUUUGUUUUCUUUUUGAUUUGUGACGCACCCGCUAUCAGUUUCCUAACGUUGUGCCUUAAGCACGGUCUUCCAACGCUAACACGUAAUCACACUUUGCGUUCUCUUCACCCGACUUUCCUGUGUGGAAACGGGGGAUGGAGCGCCAAGUGAAUGAAUGAAUGAAAGGGUAGAUUAGCAACACGGGAGACUGCAGGGGGUCUCCCAAACGUUUUGCAUUUGUAUCCACGGAGCUCCACCGAACCUUCACUCUCCAUUGUGCAUCUGACCAAAGCAUGAUGUAGCAUUUUAUGUCAGUCACUUUGCAGUCGUGGUGGACACCAGUGUAUUAGGCUACCCUAUGUGGUGCGGAGCUACCUCUUACGCAACACUCUUUACCGUUACACACUCAGUUUGUUCAAAACAUCCUCAGGUUCUUGUAAACCUCUACUAAACAAGCCCCUGACUAGUUUUCUCGUGGUGGUUGAUCUAUACUGCUCACUAACAUCCUAGCCCGCACAACAGUCACCUAGAUGUAAUCUAGUUCCUAGAAGGUGUUUUUUUUUUUUAGUUAACGCAACGUUAAGACAAUCUCCAAAUUUAUUAAUUGUUUCUUUUAAUGACCGUUUUACAAAUGCAAGUGUGAUCAUUCUCCAUUGCGUUACAUUGGGAUUAGUUCCAAAUCAAAAUGACCAAAUGCAGCGAAAAGAAAUGAGUGAUUUUAUAAAAAUAUCCAUUGAGAGCUUUGUACUAAAUGAUAAAACUUUUAAUGCUGUGCAGCAAUGUUGAGAGGUUUGGGGGUUAUUUGACAAUAUUUUUAUUUUGCUGUGGUUUAUGCAGUGCUCAAGCGUAACAAAAGAUUUAAAAAGAAUCUUAAACUUGAGUUCAAGCUUGUUUCUAUUUUAUCGUUCCACGUGGGGAAAAAAAUUCACAAUUUCACACUAUGCAAAAUGUUUCACUGCCUCGCUGGGAACAAUUUACAGACACGUUAUUGUGUGUGUAAUAAAAAUGUAGGACCUCUGCAUUUUUCCCCACUGUGUACUGAAAUCUUUUUAUUUUAUGUGUUUUUGUUACUGAAGCUGACGUGAGCCAGUUAGAGGUUUUUGUGUUAUUUGUUUUCCUGUAAAUAUAUUUGACAAAGUUUCUUGAAAUAAACGUUAAAAGUUGAGUUGA
Molecule: messenger RNA, 2875 nt
Organism: Syngnathus acus (greater pipefish)
Lineage: Eukaryota; Metazoa; Chordata; Actinopteri; Syngnathiformes; Syngnathidae
Product: serine/threonine-protein kinase 35-like
Exons: 3
Coding region: 210-1487 (425 amino acids)
Biological process (GO): protein autophosphorylation; positive regulation of autophagy; axon extension
Cellular component (GO): autophagosome; cytoplasm
Molecular function (GO): ATP binding; protein serine/threonine kinase activity
Source: RefSeq, a predicted model, not a curated record